Gavia stellata (red-throated loon) is the source of this 1596-nucleotide messenger RNA. RefSeq names its product activating signal cointegrator 1 complex subunit 1 (gene ASCC1). Lineage: Eukaryota; Metazoa; Chordata; Aves; Gaviiformes; Gaviidae. The transcript has 10 exons. Gene Ontology annotation, cellular component: nucleus. The record is from RefSeq and is a predicted model, not a curated record. Gene Ontology annotation, biological process: regulation of DNA-templated transcription; DNA alkylation repair. Gene Ontology annotation, molecular function: RNA binding. Bases 38 to 1102 code for a protein of 354 amino acids.
GCUUCCGUAGCGAGCUGCUUCCCGGAGGAGGAGCAGGAUGGACGUUCUGCGGCCCACCCUGAUCAGGAUCGGGGGGCGCGUAUACAGGAAGAAUUUCAUUCAAGAGCAGGCCUACCAGCACGAGGAGGAGGAGGAUUUCUGUGCAGGCCCCGGUGACUGUGCAGAUGAACCCUGUGAUGCCUUUGUGGUGGAAGAGACUGAGAAAGGCUUCCAGUGCAGAGUGGAGGUUCCCAGCCCAUUAUACAAGUACAUCAUUGGGAAGAAAGGGGAAACCAAGAAGAGGCUAGAAACAGAGACUCGAACCUCCAUCAGCAUUCCCAAGCCUGGAGUGGAAGGAGAAAUUGUGAUUACAGGGCAGCAUCGCAGCGGUGUCAUCUCUGCCCGAACGCGGAUCGAUGUUCUCCUGGACAGCUUCCGUAAGAAGCAGCCCUUCACACACUUCCUGUCCUUCGCUCUCAACCAGCCUGCCAUCCAGGAGAAGUUCCUGCAGUUCAAGGAGGAAGUGUUGGAGAAAUGCUCAAAGGAUCACGGGGUCAGCAGCAGCCUGUUCCAGAACCCUGCAAAGCUUCACCUGACUCUUGGGACGCUGGUACUUCUGAACGAGCAAGAGAUCCAGAAGGCGUGUGACCUCCUACAGCGAUGCAAAGAGGACUUUGUGGACCAAAUUGCUGGAGGCAAACCCCUGACCGUGGAGGUGGCAGGAGUGGAGUACAUGAACGAUGACCCUGCCAUGACGGACGUCCUUUAUGCCAAAGUCCAUAUGAAGGACGGCUCGGACAGAUUGCAGGUGAUCGCUGAUCAACUGGUGGAGCGGUUUGUGGCCUCUGGCCUGAUGCUUAAAGAGUGGGAUAGGGUGAAACUGCAUGCUACAGUCAUGAACACUCUCUUCAGGAAAGAUCCAAGUGCUGAAGAGCGAAACAAUACAAUGACUGGUAAAUCAUCUUUCAAGGAACGGGAGUCGUUUAAUGGCCGAAAUAUCCUCAAGCUCUUCGAGAACUUCUACUUCGGAGAGGUGCAGCUGGACUCAGUGCGUCUUUCCCAGAGGUUCUCCACAGACGCCUCUGGCUACUACGCGACGUCUGGGCAGCUGACCUUCUCCUGAAGCAGCAACGCAGCUGCCGCAGAGGGUCCGCUCGUUGGUGAAAUGUGUUUUUACAGGACACGAAUUUUGAACAGGAACCCGGUAACGGCAGGCGGGGAUGCCUCGGGACUCCUCAAAAGCACAUUGCAGCUGGGAACCACGGCAUUUCCCGCAGCUUUUCCUACCCGUAUUGCCUGUUCUCCCUUCCGGGGGGGACUGGAAUCCUUCCACCUCUUUUCCCUAUUGGUAACUGAAAUGUCGCAGAGUUGCCUGUUUGAUAUCUGUUGCCUGUUUGUUUUCCAAGAAAACAACUAGAAAAACUGGUGCAGGUGGCUUCUGGGGAAUCACCGAUGUUUAAGAGUGGCUUUAUUUCAGAAGAAGGAAGUUUGUUCUUAAAAAAAGUAUUUAAAACCCAGGAGAGCUCCCCGGAGCAUGAUUUAAUGAUAUUGAGGUCAGGCAUUGCUUGGAUCUCCAGCAGCGUGCCUGUGUGAUGUAUAUCUCCAAAUAAAUUAAUU